Molecule: messenger RNA, 3218 nt
Organism: Rhopalosiphum maidis (corn leaf aphid)
Lineage: Eukaryota; Metazoa; Arthropoda; Insecta; Hemiptera; Aphididae
Product: mediator of RNA polymerase II transcription subunit 25-like
Exons: 18
Coding region: 118-3129 (1003 amino acids)
Biological process (GO): positive regulation of transcription by RNA polymerase II
Cellular component (GO): transcription regulator complex; mediator complex
Source: RefSeq, a predicted model, not a curated record
ACAGUGUUUUGUAUUAUGUACUAUUACUAGUAUUAUCUAAAUUAUCUUUAUUCUGUAGUAAAUAAUAAAUAAUAGAGAAUAAUUCUUUGACAAUAAUAACUAUUUUAAAGCACAAAAAUGGUUCUAGGACCAUUAGAUCAUUCUGUUCAAACAGAUAUUAUAUUUGUAAUAGAGAAAACAGCAAUGAAUACUUAUAUAAGUGAACUUAAAACAAAUUAUGUGACUCCGACAUUAGAAUACUUUAACCAAGGACCUAUUGACGAACGAGAGUAUUUGUCUGAAAGUAGUAGUGCAAUUUAUGGUAUUGUAGUUUAUGAAGCAAACGAUUGUAAACCAUUUCCGUGUUGUCGUUCUUAUGGGACAUUUACUAGCCCACAAAAAGUCAUAAAAAUUAUUGAAAAAAUUGACAUGAUUGGAGGUAUGGCUGAAUCCCAUGCUUACAUGGGCGAAGGUUUAGCCACAGCCCUGGUUUUCUUUGAAGAUUUGCAAGAAAUCCGUGAAGCUAAGCAAAGACAUUGUAUACUUAUAUGUAAUUCACCACCUUAUAAUUUUCCGAUUAUGGAAUGUGAAACAUAUGCUGGUCGUAGUGUUGAUCAGAUGGCAAAUCUCUUCCAAGAAAAAGGUAUUUUACUCUCAAUUUUAUCAGCAAGAAAAACACCUGCAUUAUUAAAAUUAUUUGAAAAAGCUGGCGGUGACUUACAAAUUUCCCAAAACAAAAACUAUGCAAAAGAUCCAAGGCAUUUAGUGUUACUCAAUGGAUAUAGUUUAAAAGAACGUCCAAUGAGCCCAACUCCUGCUACAACUCAUUCUGGUUUAUCCAUGACUAGCCCAUUAUCUACAAAUGUUAACAUUGGAUCACCAGUUGCUCCAUGUACUCCAUUUAGGACUACUAAUCCGGUUUUGGCUAUGCAGAAUCAAGUUCAACAACAACAGCAACAACAACAACAACAACAACAACAACAACAACAACAACAACAGCAGCAGCAGCAAGCACAACAGCAGCAAGCUCAACAGCAACAAGCACAACAGCAGCAACAACAACAUCAACAACAACAAGCUGUUCAGGCAGCUCAACAAGCUGUAGCAGUGGCUCAACAACAACAACAACAACAACAAGUACAACAACAACAACAACAACAAAUGAUUCGUAAUGUAAAUCAAGGUCAAAACCAGCAAUAUUCCAAUGUUUCAAAUACUGGUGGUUUCUUGAAACCUCCUCAAGCGCCUCGAAGUUGGCAAAUGAUGCAAACACAACAGCGUCAACCAAAUCAAGCAAGUGCAUUAAUUGCACAAUUAACAACACCUACAUUCCAACAAAGAUUAGAUAUGGCAUCACAACAACAAGUACAACAGCAGCAGCAACAACAAGUCCAACAACAACAACAACAAGUCCAACAACAACAACAACAACAAGUUCAACAGCAGCAACAACAAGUUCAACAGCAACAAGUUCAACAACAGCAACAGCAACAACAACAGCAGCAAGUACAACAGCAACAGCAAGCACAACAACAGCAGCAAGCACAACAGCAGCAGCAAGCACAACAACAGCAGCAAGCACAACAGCACCAAGUACAACAGCAGCAUCAGCAACAGCAACAGCAACAAGCGGCUCUACGAAUUAUGAAUCAACAACAGCAACAAGUUCAACAACAGCAACAAAAUGUACCUGGCAGACUAACUAUUUGGACAGGGACAUUAGAGUGGAUAGAAAAAUCAAAGCCUUUAAAUGAAAUACCAAAAAUAACAAGAAAUGUCCCUUGUAUUGUUUCAGCCGGUAUAAAAAAUGGAGAACCAGAACUGAAAGCAGAAACAUGGCCUGAAAAAUUAAUUAUGCAAUUGAUGCCCAAGAAUUUAAUAGGAAGUAUUGGAGGGGCUCAUUUGAAAGACUCAAAAUCUGUGAUUUUCCAACCUACCCCAUGUGAAGCAUUAGAAUCUUUGACAAAGUAUAUGACUAGUGGAUAUGCUGGCUGUGUACAUUUUAACAGUGCUCCAACGUCUCAUAAUUGUGAUGUCAAGGUAUUAAUAUUACUUUAUACACAUGAUAGAAAAGCAUUUAUAGGUUUUAUUCCAAAUGAUCAAGCAGCAUUUGUAGACAGAUUACGCAAACUAAUACAACAUCAAAAAGCUUCCUCAGCCAUAUUACGUCAAGGCCAGGUUGGAAUGGUAAUGCCCCAAAAUAAUAUGCCUGGACAAUUACAAUUACCACCAGGUCCGAACAUGCCUGGUGGUCCAGGGCCUAACCAGAUGCCUGGGCUUAUGCCUAACAGUGCGUUAACAGCUUCCUUACAAAGUCAACCCCAAUCAAAUUUAGCUGAAUUAAUGGGGUCCAACAAUUUUGCACCACAAAAUAAUCAGGUUGUCCCUAAUAGCCCAUCAGUUCAAAUGAUGCCUAGUCCUCAACCAACUGGUCAACCAGUUAAUAAUCCGAAUGUACCUAUACAAAGUCCUGGAGGUGUUGGCAAUGUUGGUGUUCGUCCAUCACAAGGUCAAUAUAGUGAACAAAUUGAGAUGGCUAGAAAGCAAAAUUUGGCUAAAAUACAUCAACUUCGACAAACACUAGAAGCUGCACAACAACAAGAAUUACAGUAUAAGUCUCAAAUGGAGAUACAAAGUCAUCAAAUGAACAUACCACAAAUGCAGCAACGUUUGGAACAAGCUCAGAUGCAAGAAAACAUAUUAAAGUCUCAGCUAGAAAUACGUAAUCAAAUGAAUGUGCCCCAAAUGCAACAAAAUCUGGAACAUGCUCAAAUGCAAGAGACCAUAUUAAAAGCACAAUUGGAACAUCAACAAGAAGAGCAACACAAAUUGAGAACCCAACAAUUCCAUAUCCAUCAACAACAACAGCAACAGCAGCAGCAGCAACAACAGCAACAGCAGUCAAGACAAAUGGUUCCUGGAAAUCAAUCACCACAGAUUAUGGGUAAUAAUGCACCACAGCAGAGAAUGCAAAUGCGACCUGUAAUGUCCAGCAAUCCUGGUCUCAGACAUUUAUUACAACAACAACCCCAAUAUAGACAACAAAUGAUGGGCAUGCAACAAGUUCCCGUUGCUCAAGGCAGAACAUUGCAACCUCAGCAACAACAGCAACAAUAUGACGAAGUACAUACCUUUGACUUUCUCAACUAACUCAAUUUUAAAAUAAAUAAUAUUAUGUUUUAAGUUUAUUUGGUGAAAUCAUCUGUCAUUUUUUUUUUUUUUUGAAAUAAUGGAGUAAA